AUGUCGCGGCCCUACCAGUCUCAAUAUUCUCCCUACGGCGGCUCACCUGCUCAACCCCACCAUCAGCCAUACGGCACGCCGACUCCCCCAGCGCCCCCUGCUGGCUAUUCGCGACCACCCCCCGGACCUCCUGGACAACCGCCUGCUCCCUACCCCGCUCAGCCGCAGCAGAGCUAUUCACGUCCGCCGCCCCCGCCACCUAAUCAGCCCUACGGAGCGGGAUCACCAUACCCUGGACAGCAGCCACCCCAUGUACAGAUGAGCCCUGCCCUACAUCACUGUCCAUCGCCUUAUCCGCCUCAAGGCCCUCCGUAUCCCGGUGCGCAGGGCCACCCCGGACCACCUCCUGGUCCUCCCGGUGGCCAGUAUGGCCCGCCUGGCGGUGCUGCCCCGCCAGCGGCUCCCGCGACGCCGCAACAGGUGGCGGCUUAUCGCCAGCUGUUGAUCGGGACCAUCCAAGAGAAGAAUCUCCAGAACUUCUAUCCUCCCGAACGACUGGACCGACUUGUCCAGUCUCUGGCUGUCGAUGCACCGGGCAAGCUCAACCGGCUGAUGCACGAAUGGUCUGUGCCUAUGGAGGUAGCUACUGAUGUGAUGAAGCUCUCACUGUAUGAUGUCGUCCUCUAUGUCGAUGACAGUGGCUCAAUCGAAUUUGAGGAGAAGGGGCUUCGCAAGGAUCAACUUCGCCAGAUCCUGGGACUUGUGGCCACCGCUGCGUCGAUCUUUGACCAGGAUGGGAUCUCGAUUCGGUUCAUGAACUCGAUGGAGGUCGGCGAUGGGAUCCGCAGUGCCGAUGAUGUAAACCGCCUGGUGUCUCGUGUUCGCUUUGCGGGCUUGACCCCGUUGGGUACCAGCCUGCGGAACAAGGUCAUCGACCCGAUGGUCGUAGGCCCGGCCCGUUCCAACCGUCUUGACAAGCCCGUGCUGGUCAUCGCGAUCACAGACGGCCAGCCAGCUGGAGAACCUCACGGGGCUGUCGGCGAUGCCAUUCGUUUGGCCGUGGACGAGGUAUCUCGGACGCGGUACGGCAAGGGUGCGGUCGCCUUCCAGUUCACGCAGGUGGGCACGGACCAACGAGCCCGCGAGUUCCUGGGGGAUCUGGAUGAAGAUCCUCAGAUCGGCCCCCUGAUUGACUGCACUUCCAAUUUUGAGGUCGAGCAGGACGAGAUGUCGCGUGCGAACCCGCCGAUCCAUUUGACGCGGGAACUUUGGUGCGCAAAGCUGAUGCUCGGUGCGAUUGACGCGUCCUACGACACCAAGGAUGAGAAGCGAGCGGGAGGUCCACCACCCGCAGGGCCCCCGCCAGCCCAGUAUGGCGGCUACGGUUCGGCGCCAGGGGGCUCGUACCCCCCAGGACCGCCGUCCUACAACCCGCAGUCGGGCUACCAGCAGCAGCAGCCUCCCUACCCGCCCUCGAAUCAGGGACCCCCCUACGGCCAGCCGCAGCCCCCUUACGGCUACUCUCCCCAUCCCCCGGCAGGCCCUUCUCAAGGCUACCCGCCACCUGGACCGUAUGGCCAGCCACCACCGCGAUAUUAG
Molecule: messenger RNA, 1539 nt
Organism: Penicillium riverlandense
Lineage: Eukaryota; Fungi; Ascomycota; Eurotiomycetes; Eurotiales; Aspergillaceae
Gene: rfeF
Exons: 4
Coding region: 1-1539 (512 amino acids)
Source: RefSeq, a predicted model, not a curated record